Molecule: messenger RNA, 543 nt
Organism: Amborella trichopoda
Lineage: Eukaryota; Viridiplantae; Streptophyta; Magnoliopsida; Amborellales; Amborellaceae
Source: RefSeq, a predicted model, not a curated record
AUGCAGUAUAGAAGUGCUCCAUUAAAGGAUGAGGAAGAUGAAGAAGAUGUGAUAAUAGACCAAAGACAGCUCCUAGUUGAUUAUGAUCCAGAAAAUUUUGACCCCACCGAGCAUAGAGGCCCACCCACUGAUAGGGUUUUUAGGCUCGUUGAUGAAAUAUCUAGUCUCACAUUGCUUGAGGUUUCAGAGCUCUCUAAAAUGAUGAUGAAAAAGCUUGGAAUGAAAGAGAUGCCAUUUAUUGGCAUGAUGAAAGCUGGAAUGGGUCUUCCUGUUAUGCUUGAUAAGGGUUCAAGAAGUGCAGCCAAAGAGGAAGAGAAGAAGCCGGAAAAAAUUGUUUUUGAAUUGAGGCUCAAGAGCUAUGAAGCUGCCUCGAAGAUCAAGGCCAUCAAAGAAGUUAGGUCAUUUACUGAUUUGGGCCUUAAAGAAGCUAAGCAUUUGUUAAAGAAAAUCCCUUUUGUUAUCAAAAGAGGGGUUUCCAAGGAAGAGGCCGAACAAAUUGUUGAGAAAUUGAAGGUUGUUGGUGCAAAAGUUGUCACGAAAUAA